UGUACGGUAAUCUGAUUUCCAUCAAUUACAAAACCAAGUAGAAUGGUGUUUGUUGGUGGUUUUGUAUUCAUUUUAAAUGGGAAAAAAGUGGGGAAAAAACUUUAAAAGAUCGGUUCCGGUCGUCACGCGCACAAACGAAGUCCAUUGUGCCGUCUUCCUCCGCCCCCUGUACAACAUAGCGCCUCCUCCGCUUGUGGUUGUACUGCGGCCAUCGGUGAAAGUUUGGGAGCCCCUUAGUCGUCUACAACGUAAAAUUUGUGUUUCAGAUUAACUCUUCGAGAGACACAGCAUGCGAAAGACCCACCAAGUAAAGCAAUCCGCCGAAUGAUGACUUUCACUUCAUAGCGUGGUGGUACACUCCAGCCUUGUGUUCAUCUUCAAGUGGUCUCUGAGGUCGCCGCCAUGGCUCGCGGCUGCGUCUGCUGUGUCAAGUACAUGCUCUUUCUCUUCAACCUGCUCUUUUGGCUGGGCGGGUGCGGCCUGCUGGGUGUGGGUGUGUGGCUGUCGGUGUCCCAGGGCAGCUUCGCCACGCUGUCGCCCUCCUUCCCAUCACUCUCUGCCGCCAACCUCAUCGUCACCCUGGGCACCGUCGUCAUGGUGACAGGCUUCCUGGGAUGCCUGGGCGCCAUCAAGGAGAACAAGUGCCUGCUGCUGAGCUUCUUCAUCGUCCUGUUGAUCAUCCUCCUGGCCGAGCUCAUCCUUCUCAUCCUCUUCUUCGUCUACACCGACAAGGUGAGUGACAACGCCAGGCGGGACCUGAAGGAUGGGCUGGUUCUGUACAACACGGACGACAAUGCGGGGCUAAGGGACGCCUGGAACGCCAUCCAGGGGGAGUGGCGCUGCUGUGGGGUGAUGAGCUACAGCGACUGGCACUCGGCCCUGCAGGUCAACGUUGUUCCUGACAGCUGCUGCCAGAUCAUCCACUCGGGAUGCGGACGCAACGCUUCCAACGCCUUCUGGACACGGGGCUGCUACGAGAAGGUGGAGGAGUGGCUGGAUGACAACAAGCACCUGCUGGGAACCAUCGCCAUGUGUGUGCUGGUCAUUCAGCUCCUGGGGAUGGCGUUCUCCAUGACGCUCUACCAGCAGAUCCACCAGGCGGCCAAGAAGUACGAAGCCUGACCAACUUCCUGCCCUGGUUUCAAACACUUACAAGCUGGUACAUUCAACAUAUACACAUAGCCAUGUUUAAAAAUACCUUACUUACUGGAUGUUUUCUUUGCAGUAAUACUACAUAAUACAUUUAUUCUUCUAGCUGGUAGAUGUUUGUUUUAUACAAAAUAUGUCUUGGAGUCCUGAUAUGUUCAAUUAAAGCACGUCCUGUCCCUUUAAGGAUAAGAUGGGUAAACACA
Dunckerocampus dactyliophorus (ringed pipefish) is the source of this 1352-nucleotide messenger RNA. RefSeq names its product tetraspanin-9. Lineage: Eukaryota; Metazoa; Chordata; Actinopteri; Syngnathiformes; Syngnathidae. The coding region runs from base 403 to 1122 and encodes 239 amino acids. The record is from RefSeq and is a predicted model, not a curated record. Gene Ontology annotation, cellular component: membrane. The transcript is spliced from 9 exons.